Molecule: messenger RNA, 1842 nt
Organism: Moneuplotes crassus
Lineage: Eukaryota; Ciliophora; Spirotrichea; Euplotida; Euplotidae
Source: the annotation of a GenBank genome assembly
UCAUGACUGACGCAAGAGAGAUUCUAAUACCCCGGUUUAUCUACAUCAGGGAGAUCAACUCUAAAGCUCAGACCUGAUCAGCGAUAUUGAAAUAUUCAAACUCAAAGCAAGCCAUCAGGGUUUAUAGAGGAGUUUCGGAAUUUAUACAAGAUUUGGAAGCCUACAAGUCUAAAAAUGAGCAUCUUGAAUUCACCAAUGUCAAAAAUUUGUAUGGAACCAUGGGUGUUAUUCGGAGAGGUACCAGAGAAUACCUCUUGCUUAUUGAAGAAUGCACCUUGAUCGGCCAGAUACUUAAAGCCAAUAUCUUUAGAGUUGAUGAAAUUUUAGUAAUUUCUCUACAAGAAGAAAAUGAGGAAGACAUGGAGUACACAGACUCAGUUAAAGAUCUUGUCAAUGAUCAAUCUUUCUAUUUCAGCUAUAAUUACAAUCUUACUCAUUCUUUACAGGAAAAUAUUCACAAAGGACUUCUAGUUGAAGAGUCGAAGCAAUUUUCUGAUGAAGACUGAUCUGAAGAGUAUUUUCCCAAUUAUGAUAAAAAAUUUAUUUUUAACAAACUCCUUCUGUCACGACUUAAUAAUUGCUCAAAUGAGCAUCUAUGGCCUUUCAUAGUUCCAUUAAUCUAUGGGGUUGUUAGUAUAAAUUCAACCUAUCUAGACGAAAAUAAGGUUGGUAUCAUCUUGAUUUCAAGAAAAGACUGUAACCGCCUAGGAAGAAGAUUUACUUCAAGAGGUAUUGAUGACGAAGGAAAUGUAUCAAACUUUGUAGAGACAGAGCAUAUUCUUAUCCAUUAUGAACAGGAUUUCUGCCAAGUAGCUUCUUAUACCCAGAUUAGAGGUAGUAUACCCUUGUUCUGGACUCAGAAACCAACUCUAAAAUAUGCUCCAACCAUUGGAAUCUGAACUGAUGAUGACAAGAAUAAAGCUGCAGCUGAGAAACAUUUCUCGAACAAUAUUGAAAAAUAUGGUGAUCAUGUUCUCAUCAAUCUUGUUGAUAAAAAGGGAUCCCAAAACAAGAUAGGAACGGCUUUCACAAAUUUAAUAAAAUCCCUCAAUAAUGAGAGGCUCCAUUAUGAAUGGUUUGAUUUUCACGGCGAGUGAAAAUAAUAUGCAAUGGGAAAAUCUCAAGAUUCUCAUAAAUAAUAUCAAAGAGAAAAUUGAUGAACAAAAAUACUUUAUGGCAAGCCUUGAUCACACUUUUGAUAAAAUCGGCAAACUUACUCAAUCGAAUUGUAAAAUCACCCAAACCCAAAUUGGUGUCUGAAGAACAAAUUGAAUGGAUUGUUUGGACCGAACAAAUGUAGUCCAGUCUGUCAUCUCAAGACUAAUAGCUCACAGACAGCUUUGGAAGAUGAAUAUCCUGGAUGAACCCAAAGGAGAUGUAUUCGAGUCUUUUCCAAAAGAAUUUGAUGCUCUUUUCAGACAAGCUUGGACUAACAAUGCUAAUGUGUGAAGUAUUCUCUAUUCAGGAACCCCAGCCUUAAAGACAGACUUUACUUUGACAGGCAAGAGAAGCGCUAAAGGAGCAGUUGUUGAUGGAAUUAAUUCUGCUAAAAGAUACUAUAUCAACAAUUUCUGUGAUUCAUAUAAUCAAGAUAUCCUUGAUUCAACAGUGCUAAGCAUAGACCUUAAUAAAGAUGGAGUAAGUGAUCACCAAUUAGAAAAGGAAAAGGACAGUACAAAUGGAUACACUAUGAAAUUCAUACACUUGAUUACUGUUGCUGGAAUUGCUGGCUUCACUCUCAAAAGUUUGUUCCAAUAAUCAUCUUUGAGUACAGUAGCAACCUCCAGGUUCUCUAUCCAACAAUUAGGUUAACUAUUAUUUCAAAUUUAUUCAUCAUAAUUG